Larimichthys crocea (large yellow croaker) is the source of this 7787-nucleotide messenger RNA. RefSeq names its product disco-interacting protein 2 homolog Ba (gene dip2ba). The transcript is spliced from 39 exons. Bases 186 to 4931 code for a protein of 1581 amino acids. NCBI's taxonomy places the organism in Eukaryota, Metazoa, Chordata, Actinopteri, Sciaenidae. The record is from RefSeq and is a predicted model, not a curated record.
UUUUCCCCCAUUAUGGCGGAGGGGCCAGCCGUGCGGAUGGACUGUCUCUCCCACUCUGAUGCUUGUUUUGUGUCUUAAGGGAGGGCGUUUUAUUUUUUAAAUUUUUAUUUUUUUUUUAAAGCCUCACAACAGACUGGUUACUUCUUUCUAAGACUCCACUCGGGGGUUGUUUCUCGGAGAAAGUCAUGGCAGACCGCGGCGUGGAUUUGUCCGCCCUGCCAAAGGAGGUUAGAGACCAAUUGGCGGAGUUGGAUCUGGAGCUGUCUGAAGGUGACAUCACGCAGAAGGGCUAUGAGAAGAAGAAAGCCAAGCUGCUGGCCUCCUACAUCCAACAUUUGCCAAAUGUGGAUCUGUCUCUGCCAGAUGUGCAGCUCUCCCCGGGCCACAGUGUCGACCCUAGCCCCAGUCCUGAGGCCCCGGGCCCCUCCACAUCUUCUGCCGCCAGACACCACCGUGCACACCGUAGUGGAGGGGCCAGGGACGAGCGCUACAGAUCAGACAUCCACACAGAGGCUGUGCAGGCAGCACUGGCCAAACACAAAGAAGAGAAGAUGGCACUGCCCAUGCCAACCAAGAGACGCUCAGCCUUUGUUCAGUCUCCCAUAGAUACUUGCACACCUCCAGACACAUCUUCUGCAUCAGAGGAUGAGGGCUCGCUGCGCAGAAAGGCAGCUCUCAGUGCAGUGCUCGCCCAGAGCCUGCAGAGCCCUGAUUACUGGAUCAACCGUUCCGUCCAAAGCUCCUCCACGUCCUCGUCUGCUUCCUCCACCCUCUCCCAUGGAGAGCCAAAGACCCAGCCCCAGCUCCAACCCGCUGUUUCCCUGUUGGCGGACGUACUGUCCCACACACGCAUAGAAAACAGUGUGCCCCCAGAUGUGACAUCCUCCACUCCCCAGGAGAGAGGGUCCAGGGUUGACCUGCCUCCGGCGGUUAGGGGUAUGAGCCGUGGACAGAGCCGCUCCAGCAUGCUGGAUACAGCUGACGGAAAAAGAAAAGGCGUGCCUGUCAACAGCAGGGUGUCCACCAAGAUCCAGCAGCUGUUAAACACACUCAAACGGCCGAAGAGACCACCACUCAGCGAAUUUUUUGUCGAUGACUCUGAGGAGAUUGUAGAAGUGCCCCAGCCGGACCCCAACACCCCAAAGCCAGAGGGUCGUCAAAUCAUCCCAGUGAAGGGGGAGCCCCUCGGUGUGGUCAGUAACUGGCCUCCUGCCUUGCAGGCUGCCUUGGCCCGCUGGGGGGCCACCCAGGCCAAGAGCCCUGCCCUCACUGCUCUGGAUAUCACUGGCAAACCCCUCUACACACUCACAUAUGGCAAACUAUGGAGUCGCAGUCUGAAACUGGCCUAUACACUUCUGAAUAAACUGGGCACCAAGACAGAACCAGUCCUUCAACCUGGAGAUCGGGUGGCGCUGGUGUAUCCUAACAGUGACCCCGGCAUGUUCUGGGUGGCUUUCUAUGGCUGCCUCUUAGCUGAGGUCAUCCCUGUACCCAUUGAGGUACCACUGUCACGACAGGAUGCAGGCAGCCAGCAGAUUGGCUUCCUAUUGGGCAGCUGUGGUGUUAGUCUGGCGCUCACCAGCGAGGUGUGUCUCAAAGGGCUGCCCAAGACACCAAACGGAGAGAUCAUCCAGUUCAAAGGGUGGCCAAGAAUGAAAUGGGUGGUGACAGACACAAAGUACCUGACCAAACCAUCCAAAGACUGGCAGCCUCACAUCCCCACCGCCAACACAGACACAGCCUACAUCGAGUACAAAGCCAGUAAGGAGGGGACGGUGAUGGGAGUUGCUGUGUCCAAGAUCUCCAUGCUGACACACUGUCAAGCCCUGACACAGGCUUGUAACUACUGUGAAGGGGAGACGCUUGUAAAUGUGUUGGACUGCAAGAAGGAUAUGGGCUUGUGGCAUGGCGUCUUAACGAGUGUCAUGAACAGAAUCCACACCAUCACAGUGCCAUACGCUGUCAUGAAAGCAUGUCCCAUGUCCUGGGUGCAGAGGGUGCACAUUCACAAAGCACGCGUGGCCUUGGUGAAGUGCCGUGACCUCCACUGGGCCAUGAUGGCCCACAAGGACCAGAGAGACACCAAUCUGUCCUCCAUACGUAUGCUUAUUGUGGCUGAUGGCGCAAACCCAUGGUCUGUGUCGUCAUGUGAUGCCUUCCUGAAUGUGUUCCAGUCUCAUGGUCUGAAGCCUGAGGUGAUCUGUCCAUGUGCCACCUCUCCUGAGGCUCUGACCGUGGCAAUACGCAGGCCUGGUGCAAGAGGAGCUCCACUACCCGCCAGGGCCAUCCUGUCCAUGGGUGGGCUGAGCCACGGGGUGAUUAGGGUGAACACAGAGGACAAAAACUCUGCUCUCACUGUUCAGGAUGUGGGCCACAUCAUGCCGGGAGCUUUGAUGUGCAUUGUUAAACCUGAUGGGUCUCCUCAGCUGUGCAAGACAGAUGAAAUAGGAGAGAUUGUGAUCAACUCUCGGGCUGGAGGUACCAUGUACUACGGCCUGCCUGGUGUCACCAAGAACACAUUUGAGGUGAUCCCCGUCAACCAAGCCGGAGCACCCAUAGGAGAAAUUCCCUUCAGUCGGACCGGUCUGCUUGGAUUUGUAGGACCGGGAAGUCUGGUGUUUGUUGUGGGGAAGAUCGAGGGCCUGCUGAUGGUGAGUGGGCGACGCCACAACGCCGACGACCUGGUGGCCACCGCGCUAGCAGUAGAGCCUGUCAAAACAGUUUACAGGGGGAGGAUCGCCGUGUUCUCUGUGACGGUGUUUUAUGACGAGAGGAUAGUGAUUGUGGCAGAGCAGAGGCCUGACGCCAGUGAGGAGGACAGCUUCCAGUGGAUGAGUCGAGUGCUGCAGGCCAUAGACAGUAUCCACCAGGUCGGUCUGUACUGUCUCGCACUCGUCCCAGCCAACACCCUCCCAAAGACGCCCCUUGGAGGCAUACACAUCUGUGAAACCAAGCAGAACUUUCUGGAGGGAAACCUGCACCCCUGUAACAUCCUCAUGUGCCCACACACCUGUGUUACCAACCUACCCAAGCCACGCCAGAAACAGCCAGUGGAUGUCGGUCCAGCUUCUAUGCUGGUCGGCAACUUGGUGGCAGGGAAACGCAUCGCCCAGGCUACAGGCAGAGAGCUGGGUGUGGUGGAGGACCAGGAUCUGAUCCGAAAGCACCAGUUCUUGUCUGAAGCUCUGCAGUGGAGAGCUCAAACCGACCCAGACCAUGUCCUAUAUGUGCUGCUCAAUGCCAAGGGGGUGGCAGUGUGCACAGCUACUUGUGCUCAGCUGCACAAGAGAGCAGAGAAAAUCACAGCUACCCUCAUGGAGAGAGGAGGCCUCAACACAGGAGACAAUGUGGUGCUACUUUAUCCCCCAGGUAUUGACCUGAUAGCUGCCUUCUAUGGCUGCCUCUAUGCGGGGGUCAUCCCUGUGACAGUGAGGCCGCCACACCCACAAAACCUGGCUGCUACUCUCCCCACUGUCCGCAUGAUCAUCGACGUGAGCAAAGCAGCCUGCAUCCUCACCACUCAGCCUCUCAUGAGGAUCCUCAGGUCCAGGGAGGCUGCUGCCAGUGUCAACAUCAAGACGUGGCCCACCAUCAUCGAUACAGAUGAUCUUCCCAGAAAGCGGCCACCGCACAUUUAUAAGCCCCCUACGGCUGAGAUGCUGGCCUACCUGGACUUCAGUGUGUCCACCACAGGCAUGUUGACUGGAGUCAAGAUGUCUCAUGCUGCAGUCAGUACUCUGUGCCGCUCCAUUAAGCUGCAGUGUGAGCUCUACUCCUCACGCCAAAUAGCCAUCUGCCUGGACCCGUACUGUGGCCUGGGCUUUGUCCUGUGGUGCCUCUCCAGUGUUUACUCAGGUCACCAGUCCAUCCUUAUCCCUCCUCUGGAGCUGGAAGGCUCGCUGCCUGUGUGGCUGAGCACGCUCAGUCAGUACAAAAUCAGAGACACAUUCUGCUCCUACUCUGUCAUGGAGCUCUGCACCAAAGGCCUGGGCACCCAGACGGAGAUGCUGAAGGCGCGAGGUCUGAAUCUGUCGUGCGUGCGGAGCUGUGUGGUGAUAGCAGAGGAGCGUCCUCGCCUCGCCCUCACGCAGUCCUUCUCCAAGCUCUUCAAAGAUCUCGGCCUGUCACCGCGUGCCGUCAGCACCGCCUUUGGCUCCAGGGUCAACCUGGCCAUCUGCCUGCAGGGCACUUCUGGACCAGACCCCUCCACCGUCUAUGUUGACAUGAAGUCUCUGCGCCACGACAGGGUGAGGCUGGUUGAACGAGGAGCGCCACAGAGUCUUCCCCUCAUGGAGUCAGGCACUAUCCUUCCAGGAGUGAGGGUCAUCAUAGUUAACCCGGAGACCAGAGGCCCACUGGGAGAUUCACAUCUUGGGGAGAUCUGGGUGAGCAGCUCUCACAGCGCCAGUGGCUACUACACCAUCUAUGGGGAGGAGAGCCUGCAGGCUGAUCAUUUCAACACCAGACUCAGCUUUGGGGAGCCCCACACUCUGUGGGCCAGGACAGGUUACCUGGGCUUCAUCAAGAGGACUGAGCUACUGGAUGCAAGCGGAGAUCGUCACGAUGCCUUGUUUGUGGUGGGUUCCCUUGAUGAAACGUUGGAACUGAGGGGAUUACGCUAUCACCCCAUUGACAUCGAGACGUCUGUGUCCCGUGCCCAUCGCAGCAUCGCAGAGAGUGCCGUGUUUACAUGGACCAACCUGCUGGUGGUGGUGGCGGAGCUGAGCGGCUCGGAGCAGGAGGCCUUGGACCUGGUGCCCCUCGUCACCAACGUGGUCCUGGAGGAGCACCACCUCAUCGUCGGGGUGGUGGUCAUCGUGGACCCCGGGGUGAUUCCCAUCAACUCCAGGGGAGAGAAGCAGAGGAUGCACCUGCGAGACUCCUUCCUGGCCGACCAACUGGACCCCAUCUACGUGGCCUACAACAUGUGAUCGCUCUUUGCCAACUGAUGAAAAUGCAGAAAACUGAGCCAGGCUCUGAGACGAACGAGAGGGACUUGGGGUGCGUUCAGUAGCGACCCCAAUGUUAAUCCUCAGACACACAUUGAAAACACCAAACAGUGUGGGAAUGCAAGUACAGUACCAGUACUGUAAUGAAGAACGUGCUUCCCUCUCAGAAACUGAUCCUUCUUUGGCUUCCACCUACUCAAUCGCUGCAGUCCAGGUUCACUUAGAUUUCUUCUGAGGGGGAAGGAUAUCUUCUCUUCUCAUGAAAGUAGAUCCAUCUGUCAACUGAAGGAAAUCUGAUCUUCAUCCUCUCUGUGCAUCCCUCUUCUCCCUCAUAAGUCAUGUUUUUCUAAAGACAUUUUUCAAUUACAUACUGUAAUCAAAGAAAGAAAUCCUCCCCUCCUUCCAUUCCUUGGUUUUUAUCAUGAACCAUUCAUCUUUGUGUGCUUUUAUUUUUUUUAUUAUUAUUAUUUUUUUAACCCUCCUCCAUCCGUGAAGGCAGGAUGGUGCACUGGAACUGCUGAGAGGAGCUGGAACUUUCCCCUCUUGCACUUUAAGUCCUCGCACCUCUGAGUCCGCUUCUUGUCUCACCUGCCUCAAGGGGACACACCACACAACAUCCACACAACACAACACAAACAAACGUGUUUGCUGCUUUUGCAAGAGCAAAUCCACAUCAGUAUUAAAAAUGCCACCAGCUAGUGCAGCCCACAGGGGUGGUCCUGACGUAUUACCUUCCUACCAGGUGCACAGUGGCUUUCACCUCUAAUGCCAGCAGACGUGCUGUCGGCGUUCACACAAUUCAAAAUGUCACUUGAAUUAUUUGUUGGUGUGGGAAAAGAAAGACGCGAUUCAUAAACAUACAAACCUGGAUAAUUAAAGAUGAUCUCUGAUGGGCAGAAACACAGAUUCAGAUUUCGGUGUGAGUAGGAGUUGGUCUGUUAGAUAGUUCUUAUGAUUGUGAAGUACUAAUACAUUUUUUUUUAUAUAAAAGCACCAAUUUUCAGAAGAAGAGUUGAAGCUAUACCUGGUGUUUAGGUGUGCAUGCUAAUUUGGAGUGCUGUCAAUGUCAAAUGCAACAAAAAGAACGGUAAAAAAAAGCAAGCCAAGGAGUCACAUAGCAGUGAAUUGGUUGGUUCAGCAGUGCGUACGCUGAAUAUUUAGGCAGAACUCAUCCCCAGUUUGUGCCUCUCAUCGUGUAUGAUACAUGAUGCAUUAGGAUUACAUUCAAGCCACAGCGCUAAGCAUCCAUCAUUUCCUCUGAAAAAAUAAACACCCGAGGUCCCCUUAAAAUCUUUCAACAACAUACAUACUCGUUCUACUGCACCAUAAAAAAUGUUUUUAACCUGCAGCUCAAGUUCUGAUUGUAUUUUCUAUCCCAGUGAGCCUGAAAUGACUCGUUUCCUAAGCAAAAUAUUGCAUGAAAAUAUUAAAAAGUAAGAAUCUUUUUUUUUUUUUAUUGUGCAGCAGAAAAAAUAUUUUUUUCAAACCGGUGGUUAGAAAAGUCGUCUGGUGUUGUUAAACGAUUUUUGGGGGAUUUCCAAAGAUCGCUGAGUCAUUAUGUUUCAGAAAAUCGGAUGGUCAGCGCUGUGAAAGAAUGUAGCUGCACAAUCUGGGUUAGAUCUGACAAAAAAAAAUGUAAUUAACUGAAGGUGCAGAGCUUCAUUAGCUGAUGAAGUUUGACUUCUCAAAGUCACAAAACUGCCCUGAAUAGUGGAAAGUUUGAACUUGUGCAACCGAGGGAACUCGUCGGCUGAUGAGGACUGUGCAAUUCAAUUGAAAGCUCCCGAGAAGUGAGUAAGUGGACCUUGAGUUGAGAUUUUUCCUGGUUUGAACUGAAGUGAGCUGCUAGCUUUCUGUCUGUGUGUAAUUUCUCUUGUUAGAGCUUCAUUUAAUGUUAGCGGCACAGUGGAUUAGAUAAAUGUAGAUCAUCAGAAGGCAGGUCAGUGCCUUUUUACUGCACCAUCACGGACUGCUUCAAAAAAAAACAAGAUAUCAAGAAUGAGGACAGAACUUUGCCUUACUAAACCUGUGGAACGUCAGUACUUUAUGCUUAACCCCUCAUUUCUAGCUGUGCUGUUAGUGUGUUUAAAUAACAAUCUGAGUUUUCACACGUGGAAUCAGGCUUAAACUCAAAACACACACAUCGUAUCACAUUAUUUUUUUUAGAGGAAGGAGGGGGGUGUCUUGUUCUUUUGUGAAGAUGUUUGCAGUCAUGCCUUUCUCAUUUCAUCAUUUCCAUUUAAGCCAAUUCUCUCUGAAUGUCUGCAACACUGAAAAAAAUUAGAAUUAGAUUAGGAAUGAACAGCAAUCAGUAACCAACCCGUGAUUUUAAAAAUGGAGGUAAUAAAUGAGGGUGAGGAUGUUGUCUGUAUACUGUAUUCUAGAGGUCAAAUACUGUAUUACUGGUGUUAAUGUGUACAUGGAUACUUUGUCGAUAAAAACUUGACUGAUCUUUCAUACUUGACAGCAUUUUUCUGCAUUGUUAAUUUAUCACAUUGCAAAAGAGAAAAAAACAAAAAGGUUUCAGAUUAUUUUGGCAGGAACGAUGUGCACUUUCCCAAUAUCAUUUUAUGUCAGUGUGUGUGUCUAUGAGCGAGUGAGUGUGUGUGUGAGAGUGUGUCCAGUUUAACAGUGAUAUUUGGCUUUUCUGGUGCAACAAGGUUUGUCUUUUGUAAGAAAUGAAUCCCGAAAUAUUGAACCUUUUUUUUUUUUCUUGUUUUAAUUUUUAAUGUCGCCUCCACUGUAUUUUACUUCUUUCCAUUCAAAAUUGGAAAUAUAUUUUAUAGGGGUUUCAUCAAUAUUUUCCUGAUGUAAUCUUGUUUCUUUAAAACAAAAAAA